Messenger RNA from Batrachochytrium dendrobatidis JAM81, 1620 nucleotides. RefSeq lists its product as uncharacterized. Lineage: Eukaryota; Fungi; Chytridiomycota; Chytridiomycetes; Rhizophydiales. The transcript is spliced from 3 exons. The record is from RefSeq and is a predicted model, not a curated record. Gene Ontology annotation, biological process: polyamine biosynthetic process. Bases 1 to 1620 code for a protein of 539 amino acids.
AUGUCGAGAAUCUUGUCAGGAAUCAUCGUUGUUGCUUGUGCCUUGUCCAUCUCAAUCGUCAAUUCUUCUACUCUUAAAAUUCUUGCUCCUUAUUACGGCUAUUAUUUAACAACUCAAAGUGUUCCUCUUGCAAUCACCACAUUGGGCUUGGCAUGCAUUUUACUCCAUAUACUGAUACCAUUGCGUCGUUUAUCCACUACUGACUGCACCAUCAAUCUUAUUGCUUUUGUUCCUGCCAUCAUCCUAUUUAUUCCUUUUUUUGCAAGAGUUACUGCCAUUCAAACAAGCGAUUUGGGUCCUCAUUGGAGUUCUCUAAUCUCUGCUAUUCCGUGCAUUCUUUCCAACAUUCUUGUAAUUCUAUGGAUUUUAAGUAGAUUCGGUAUCCUCAUGUAUACUGUGUUCAUGGUUAUUUCAAUUGGUUUCAAGUCUUUGAUCGCUGAUUGGAUUCUUCGUAUUUUCCAUUUAAAUACAUGUCACAGUCUAUCCAUUGCUGCCAUGUCAGUAUUCGUUAUUUCCACUGCUGCGCUUACUGGAUCAACCCAAUCCGUGUCAGUCACUCAUAUCUGGAAAAAGGGAAAAGUUGCUUGGAUUUUGAUGUUAAGCUCGCUUGUCAUGGGCUUGUAUGUCAAUCAUUACUCCAAUACAAUUCAACAAUGCGCUGAUUCGAGACUACCCAUCACAUCAUCUUUUUUACCAGAUUAUCGCGUAUUGGCACAUCAGGAAUCUAAUACUGGAUAUAUUGCCGUCGUGGAAGCCCCAACAGAAUACGGUCCAAUACGACUCUUGCGUUGCGAUCAUUCAAUUCUUGGUGGAAUAUUUCUUGAACACAACAGCGAUUCUAUUUUUGGUUCAUUUUACAUGCUCGACUUUGUUCGCUUUAUCAAGAGAUCUAAUGUAGACAACAACAGUGCUACCACUGCAUUACAGUUAGGACUCGGUAUUGGUGUAACAGUAUCCACUCUUUUGCGUGCUGGAAUUGCUGUAGAUAUUGUCGAGUUGGAUCCUGUAGUGUACGAUUAUGCCAAAUCGUAUUUCAAUCUCUCUACAUCUUGCUUGGCACAUAUUGGUGACGGUCGUCACUUUAUUGAUCACGUUGCUACUCCUGCAUCAUACGACUAUGUAUUGCAUGAUGUGUUUACUGGCGGUGUCGUUCCUGGUAAUUUAUUCACCAUCGAAGCCGUCACUGCCAUCAAGCGUAUUCUCAAACCCAAUGGAAUCAUGGCUUUGAAUUAUGUCGGAAGUAUUCAAGGAAAUGCUACACAAGCAGUCCUUGCAACAUUGCUCGCUGUAUUUCCUCAUAUUCAAGGUUAUGUUGAAAGUCGCGAAGCUAUGGAGGUGUCGGAUGCCAUGUACAAUAUGGUGUUGUUUGCAUCUCAAACUCCGAUUGAAUUCAGCGAAGCAACUGCACAAGAUAUGCAGGUAGGUGGCAUUUAUGCUCAGAUGCUCGCCAGGUUUAAGCAGUUGAGACUUCCAGAUACCAUGGUCAACAAAAAGGAUGAUCUCAAGGCAAUCACCGAUCGAUAUAAUCCACUUGCUACACUUCAAGCAGAUUCUGCUCUUCAACACUGGAAAGUAAUGCGUCAAUUGUUUUCCGUAAAGUUUUGGGCAACAAUGUUUUAA